Eupeodes corollae is the source of this 2643-nucleotide messenger RNA. RefSeq names its product anaphase-promoting complex subunit 5 (gene ida). The record is from RefSeq and is a predicted model, not a curated record. Gene Ontology annotation, biological process: anaphase-promoting complex-dependent catabolic process; protein K11-linked ubiquitination; positive regulation of mitotic metaphase/anaphase transition. The transcript has 3 exons. Lineage: Eukaryota; Metazoa; Arthropoda; Insecta; Diptera; Syrphidae. Bases 268 to 2535 code for a protein of 755 amino acids. Gene Ontology annotation, cellular component: anaphase-promoting complex. Gene Ontology annotation, molecular function: protein binding.
CUUUUCUUAUAGAAAAAUUAGAAAAUCAAUAAAAACAAAAUAGUUAAAUCACACAACACAUCCUAAAGUUCUAUGCAUUCACUGUAAUCACCAGUAAGAAAACUUUUAUAAACUACCCUGCCGACACACCGGCAUCGGCUUUCAAUUCUGACAUUUGGUUUAUUUUGUGUGGGCAUUUAGUUGAUAAUUUUCAAACAAAUCUGUUGCAAAUUUGUUUAUCCUCGAAAUAUUCGUGUUUAAUUCUUAUAUAUUCAAAAAAUAAACAACAUGAAUCAUUUCGAAGAACUAGAAGCCCUCGAUCCCCGAAACACCACAUUCACAACUUCCCGCAUAGACACACCAACUCCACACAAAGUAGCAAUUGUCCUUUUAGUUCAUCAAUAUCUUAAAGCAAAACAAUCAGCCUCCGAACUUGGUCUAAUAUUUCCCGCCCAGUCGCGACAGCGUUUCUGUAUGCUUCUCUUAAAACUCAUCCAAUAUCCAGACAUGAUGUAUAAGGAUUUGCACAAUCUCCUCACGUCGAAUCGCUACAAAAUCGAUACUGUCCAUUUGGAAGGAUUCGAGAAAUGCAUGAGUGACCUAAAUAGCCUCGGACUGGAGUACCUCUUCGAUUUGUUCGAAAUGCAGAACUUCGAUAAAAUCCUCUCCGAUUCGAUUGGUGUCAGCCAAUACGGAAUCGUUGGACUCUACAUACGACGAGUUGCUGUGAUUCUAGACCGAAUGUCGUUCCCAGAAAUGCUCAGCUUAUACGAGAACAUAUGUUUGUAUUACGAGAAAGGCAUUCGUAUGAUGGCGAUUGGCCCCCGCGUAUCAAACCUUCUGGGCACGUGUACCAACAACACAACAGAGAGCAAAGAAGAAACAACAAUUGAAGAAGAAGAAUCCCUGCCAGUAGUCGAUAAUGUGCACCACCAUCGAAACCCUCACAGCAAGUGGUCUGCCAAGCAGGCCGAUCUCUUUAUAACCCAACAGUGUAGCCUGCUGGAAAGCAACGAAAUACGUGCUCUACCACCCAUCGAAAUGCAAACAAAACUCAACGAAAUAAUUCAAGAUAAUCCAUUGAAUUCUCAAGCAUUCUUCCUCACCUACAUGAACAAUCUUCGAUUGCGUGAUUAUUUCAGUUCUGUCGAUGCCUUGCAUCGUGCCUUCGAUCGAAGUCCCAUGCAAAUGAUGACCAACUACGAGCAUAAGGGUUUUCAAUUCUUCAGUAUAAAUCUCGCCGUUAUGCAUGCUAAUUUUGGUCAUCGUGAGGAGGCGCUGGAAUCGCUGAAAGAGUGUAUAAUGCUGGCACAGGAGAAUGGCGACAAACGAUGCUUGGAUUUGGCGAAUUCGUGGUAUUGCAUUCUCAAUAGCAAUAAAAUAGAUCCAUUCGAGAAAUGCCUUCCCGAUCUGCAAGAUCCGUGUAUGAUUCAGAGUCUGUCGUUAAGCAUACAGUUUGUAGUUAAGGUUGGCGCUCAAUGUGGGUGUCUGCCGUUGGAUUUGUUUGAACUUCUUCAAAAGAGUGAUGAACUUAACUGUAAGAAUUCUUUGAUGGAUUAUUUCUCUGAUUCCCUGGCUCUUCGCUCGGCUCUUUGGAAUCUGUAUGGACACAAUGAAAUGGCUUCAAUGUACGCUCAAUUGCUGUUGAAGUUGAAAAAGACGUGGGUAUUUGGCGACGUAGGCAAUAGUGAAAGUGUGUGCAUGGUGCUCUGCUGUCUGGCUCUGUGGUUGAAUAUUCAAGGAGAAUAUGCCUUAUCCUCCGUAGUCUUGCACCACACCAAGGAGAGAUUCCCUCGGAAUCCUUAUUCGAAUAGCUGGAUGAUCUGUGAGUGCUAUAUAAUAAUUCACCAAUCAAUUCUGCGUUGUAAAUGGCAGGAAGCUUCGCGUGCUUGUGAUCAACUUUAUGUGUUUGAUGAAAAUGCUGCAAUUCUCCAGCGUGUUUCGGUGCUUAUUGCCAAGCGAUAUCUAACCACCGCUCGAACGAUGCUUGACAAACUACUCAUGUCAAGUGAACUCGAUUGCUUGACACAAGUUCGUGCCUUGAUUCUGCUUGCUUAUUCCAUGAUCUCUCAAGACAAAGUCAAUUCCGAGGUGAUAGGAACCCUAAACAAAGCAUCAACUUUAGCAUUACAGUCCUAUCUCGAGUUUGAAUGGGCCAUAACGGAUAUGAUGUUCGCACAGGUCUUACUUCAAAUGCAAAUGCCCCAAAAAGCUCUACAAUCUAUUAAAAACGGCAUGGAAAAGAUAUAUGCCAAUGGAGGACUGUACGACCGUGCAAAGGCAAGUUUUGUUUACAUGAGAUGUCUGGUUGCCACAGCAUUAACGCCUGAAGAAAAGAAAAAGUGCCUAAAAGAGUGUAGCCAACAGAUCGAUGAAGCUAUUGGAUACUUUAAGAAACUAGACGCCUACGCAAAAGUACUUGAUGUAUAUAGCUUUUUGGCAACGCAGUACAACGAACUUGGCAUGAAGCCUGAGCGAAAUAGAUACGCGGCCUUAUUCAGACAAUAUCACAUGGAAUUCAAUAUCGCCGAAGAGUAUUUAAAUGUUUUCUUUUAAAAAAAAGUGUAUGGUUGUUUUGUAUUAUUAAAUAUUGUAAAUAUUUUUUUAAUUGUAUUUAUUUGUUAAAAUAAAAUUUUAUAGAAAAGUUGAAGAAUAUUUACAUGG